Molecule: messenger RNA, 1690 nt
Organism: Blepharisma stoltei
Lineage: Eukaryota; Ciliophora; Heterotrichea; Heterotrichida; Blepharismidae
Source: the annotation of a GenBank genome assembly
AUGUCUUUGAGAAAUAGGGCAAAAAAAAGUUCUCAAAGCUAUCUGCCGCUCUGUGUCUGCAAUAUCCCAAAGGCUAGUAAAUGGCUAGAGGGACACUGUGGAUCAUGCUUGGGGCAUUUGAACUCAAUUUCUUCAUCUACUCAGGCUACUUGCUCAAGAACUCCCUCUCCGAAUUUUGCUUCAAAUAGACUUGCUCCGCGGUCGUUUGAUAUUUAUGAAGGCCAUGCAUAUAAAGGUCAUAUCAAGAGAACUGAAAGUGAAUACUCAGCGUUCCAUAUCCACCCAAAAAUUAGCUCUCAUAAACAGUCUUUAAGUAAAGGGAGUCAAAUUGAAGCAAAAGCGCCUUAUAAAGAAAUUCUGGUUAUGAGGCCAGAGCCCAGCUUAUCAAGUUUAAAAUCUGCAGAGAGCUUUAAAAGGAUCAAAAGUCCUAUUCACUUUCAUAAUGGAUCUACACCAAAUCCUAACUACUCACGAGAAACCACUGAAGAUAUAUAUAGGAGUCAGAGAUCUUUAUCGAUUUAUGAUGCCCCUGAAGAGUCUUAUUCUCAGAAGUCGUCAAACUCUUAUAUUCGCUCGACGUCAAAAAGUUCUAAAAAUAUAGUUUUUUCCCUUAUUUUGCCCUAUUGGCUUGCAAUACAGUGGACUACAUUUAGGAAAGACCUAUAGAAAAGGCAAAGAAAAAAUUUUUAAAAUUUCAGGCAAUUUUUCACCAAUUCCUGAACUUCGAAUUCAAAAGCCUAUAAAAUCUUAUGCAGAGGAAAACUUCACUCCAUCAAAAGCAAUUUCAACGGAAAAUAUUUUUGAAGGACACUUAAAUGGCGUUACAGCUCUAUGCAUUAAUGAUAAUUCAUUAUGAAGCUCUAGUUGUGAUUAUUCUAUACGCUCCUGGAACAUAGUAGGAACAGUAGAUGCGUAUCGAGGAUUUAUGAGGAGCUCUUUAAGCAAAAAGCCUACCAACUCCCGCCUGAAAGCACAUUCCAGGCCUAUAUUGGACAUCAAAUGUGUUGAUAAAGUUCUGAUUUCAGGAGGCACAGACGGUAAAAUAAAGAUAUGAAGCAUAAGCGAAAACAUUGAGCCUGUCACUUGGGCUAAAGUUCAUGAGGGAUUUGUAAGGGCUCUUGACAUCCCAUCUCAGCGAACCCUUUUAUCAUGUGGGGAUUGCAGCAUAAAAAUUUGGGAUUUGGAAACUCUGAUAUGUGCGAAGACAUAUGAGGAGCACACAAAGCCAGUUGAAAGCCUAGCUUUAAUGUCAUCAUCGAAAUUUCUCUCUUCAAGUCACGACUCCCUAAUAAAACUAUGGGAUCUUCGGACUUCCAGAAGCGAAAAGUUGUUUGUAGGGCAUUUAGACACGGUAAAUACAGUUAAAAUUUGGGAUGAAUAUGCAUUUCUAUCAGGAUCUGACGACGGCUCAAUUAAGGUGACAUAUAAAUAGAAAUGAGACUUAAGGACUGGUGGAAUCCUCAGCAGUCUGAAUUCUAAAGAAAGAGUUAAGGAUGUAGAAAAAGCUGAAGGAAAAAUCUUCAGUGCUGGUAAAAGCUUAAAGAUGUGGGAAAAUGCAACCUCCAGAAGUAUAGAUAUCAUUCAAGGUGGAAUAAAAUGCCUGAAAUAUCAUGAAGCAAGCCGAAUGCUUUACAGUGGAGGAGCAGACGGAUCAAUAGCUGUAACGACUAUUUAGGCCAUAAAAGUCUAG